AAAGACAGAUCGAAGGCAAAUCAGCCAUGAAAGAUCGGUUCUGAACUCGCUCGACUCGAAAGGGUUUUUCCUUAUUCUAUUGCUCCUUUGGAUUAUCCUCUCCGAUGGGUAACGGUUUCGGGAAGCUCAGCGUCUGCUUCUCCGGCGCUGGAGGAGCACCCCGUCGGAACGACUUGGCUGUACUGAUAUCAGAGCCUCUGGAUGAAGGGCUUGGCCACUCCUUCUGUUACGUUCGUCCUGAUCCCUUCCGCUUCUCUUCUUCUAAGGUUCAUUCCGAGGAAACCACUACCUUCCGCUCCAUCUCCGGUGCCUCUGUAAGUGCCAACACCUCAACCCCUCUCUCCACUGCUUUUGUCGAUCUUUACUCCUAUAACAGUCUCGAUCGUGCUUCCGCUUUUGAGAGCUCCACUUCCUUUGCUUCCAUUCCUCUCCAACCAAUUCCUCGCUCGUUGUUUAGUUCUGGUCCCUUGUCCGGCAGUAGUACCUUCUCAGGCCCCAUGGAUAGGGGAUUCAUGUCCGGACCUAUUGAAAGAGGAUUCCUUUCUGGGCCUCUCGAGCGCAGCGCCAUCUUCUCUGGCCCUUUGGACAAGGGCCCUGAUCAGUUUCAGAGGAGUUUCUCCCAUGGGGGUUACGCAUUGAGACCCCGAUCCAAGAAGUCUUCUUUCAUCGGGGUUCUACGCAGGGCCAUCGCCAAGACCUUAACUCGUGGUAGCCACCACAGUUCCAUCGUCGCUCCGGGAGUUAAAAGGGUUGCUUCCGUCAAGGAAUCCGAUUGGGUUGCUGGGUCCGACAAGAACGGCGAGAAUCUGACAAUUAGCAGCACCAAUCUGAGCAGUGAAACCAGCUUGGAAGAUGACGAUUCUUUGGAGGGUCAGAAUCUUCAAUGGGCUCAAGGGAAGGCUGGAGAAGAUCGAGUUCAUGUUGUCAUCUCGGAAGAACAUGGUUGGGUUUUCGUCGGGAUUUAUGAUGGAUUUAAUGGUCCUGAUGCCCCCGAUUAUCUUCUCGCUAAUCUCUACUCUGCUGUACAUAAGGAGCUCAAGGGCUUAUUAUGGGAUGACAAGAACGAGCCCGCCAGUGCUUCGGCGGCGGAAUCUUGUUUGGAGAAGGAGAAGGUGAAGGAAGACGUUUCAGUUCAUACUGAACGUUCUGAUCCCUUUAGAACUGAGAAUCCGUAUUGUAUUGAUGAUAGUUAUUCUCGGUGUUCACAGCCUGAGACUAGCCCCUCCGGAGGUGGAGAUGUUAACCCCAAUCCGAAUUCGAAUUUAAAGAGGAGAGGUAGGAGGAACUCCAGGAACAGGUUUAGAGGGGCAGCGAAGAAAUGGGAGGAGAGUCAGAGGAGGUGGAAAUGCGAAUGGGACAGGGAGAGAUUGGAACUCGACCUCAGAUUAAAGGGGCAAUUGAGUGAUUCUGUUUCCGGAUCUAAUACUGUUACUCACUCCGAUGUCUUGAAAGCUCUUGCUCAGGCUUUGAGAAAAACAGAGGAAGCCUAUUUAGAAGUUGCCGACAAGAUGGUUAUGGAAAAUCCUGAAUUAGCUCUGAUGGGCUCAUGUGUUCUGGUUAUGUUGAUGAAAGGGGAAGAUGUCUACUUGAUGAAUGUGGGUGACAGUCGAGCAGUCUUAGCUCAGAAAGCAGAGCCUGACCUGUGGAUCGGUAAGGGUCCUCAAGACUUGGAACGGAUCAAUGAGGAAACUUUGCAUGAUCUUGAAGCAUUCGAUGGCGAUCAGCCCUACAAGUUACCCAGUUUAGAUGCCGUUCAGCUAACUCUGGACCAUUCAACUUGUGUGGAAGAGGAAGUCCAGAGAAUAAAGAAUGAACAUCCAGAUGAUGCUUCUGCUCUCUUGAAUGAUAGAGUAAAAGGCUCCUUGAAGGUCACAAGAGCUUUUGGCGCUGGCUUUCUCAAACAGCCAAAAUGGAACAAUGCACUUCUGGAGAUGUUCAGAAUAGAUUAUGUAGGAACUUCCCCAUACAUCACCUGUUGCCCAUCUCUCCACCAUCAUAGACUGGGGCCUAAAGACAGAUUUUUGAUAUUGUCGUCUGAUGGGCUCUAUCAAUAUUUCACCAAUGAAGAGGCAGUCUCCCAAGUUGAACUCUUCAUUUCUUUUUCGCCGGAAGGGGAUCCAGCACAACACCUUGUUGAAGAGGUCCUGUUUCGUGCAGCAAAGAAAGCUGGUAUGGACUUCCAUGAGUUACUUGAAAUACCACAAGGGGAUCGUCGCCGAUAUCACGAUGACGUCUCUGUCAUUGUUAUCUCUUUGGAGGGAUGCAUAUGGAGAUCAAGUAUGUAAAUAGAGAAGUCCACAAAACAGAAAAUAUAGAGUCAUUCACAGAAAUCCAAGGCCCCCCUUUUUUCUAUUAUCCUUUUUGUUCCUUUUGUUUACCAUUACCCUUUUUCCCCGUUUUCUUUUUCCCAAGCUACCUUUGUAACAUACCAAUUAAAACUCAGGGCAGAGACAAGAGUCUUAGUUGUGUAAAGAUGUAAAAGCUGCUUCUUGAUUUUAAAAGUCUUAGAAAAAUUGUAACUUUCCAAUAAAUGGUACUCCUCAAAAGAGUUCCAUUAUGAAAAUUAAUUACUAAAUAGAGUGACCCAUUGGUCCCAAUGCUUCUUUCUUCUA
Molecule: messenger RNA, 2612 nt
Organism: Telopea speciosissima
Lineage: Eukaryota; Viridiplantae; Streptophyta; Magnoliopsida; Proteales; Proteaceae
Product: probable protein phosphatase 2C 4
Exons: 4
Coding region: 105-2285 (726 amino acids)
Biological process (GO): protein dephosphorylation
Molecular function (GO): protein serine/threonine phosphatase activity
Source: RefSeq, a predicted model, not a curated record